Messenger RNA from Myotis lucifugus (little brown bat), 4318 nucleotides. It is a transcript of the gene PLEKHM2, whose product is annotated as pleckstrin homology and RUN domain containing M2. The transcript has 21 exons. Gene Ontology annotation, molecular function: kinesin binding. NCBI's taxonomy places the organism in Eukaryota, Metazoa, Chordata, Mammalia, Chiroptera, Vespertilionidae. Gene Ontology annotation, cellular component: endosome membrane. The coding region runs from base 16 to 3471 and encodes 1151 amino acids. Gene Ontology annotation, biological process: regulation of protein localization; Golgi organization; positive regulation of membrane tubulation. The record is from RefSeq and is a predicted model, not a curated record.
AAGAGCUCGGAAGUGAUGAAAGGAAAAUUGCAGAGCUACUUCGCUGCGUGUGAAGAUGAGACCCCUGCCAUCCGGAACCACGACAAGGUGCUGCAGCGCCUAUGUGAGCACUUGGACCACGCCCUGCUGUACGGCUGGUGGGCCCGCUGCCGGCACCUUCCCCGGGAGCCCUGCCCAGGGACAGCAGCUCCUGUCCUCUCCUCAGGCUGCAGGACCUCUCCUCUGGCUACUGGGUGCUCGUGGUGCACUUCACCCGGAGAGAGGCCAUCAAGCAGAUCGAGGUGCUGCAGCACGUGGCCACCAACCUGGGGCGCAGUGAGUAGUACAGGCCGGGCCUGGCUGUACCUGGCCCUCAACGAGAACUCCCUGGAGAGCUACCUGCGGCUGUUCCAGGAGAACCUGGGCCUGCUGCACAAGUACUACGUCAACGGGCUUGUUGGUGAGGGAGGGCGAGCUGGACACCAGCCCAGCGCCACCACCGUCCCCUCCGUGCCUCACAGGAAUGCCCUGGUCUGCAGCCACGACCACCUGACUCUCUUCCUGACCUUGGUGUCUGGGCUGGAGUUCAUCCGCUUCGACCUGGACCUGGACGCCCCCUACUUAGACCUGGCCCCCUACAUGCCCGACUACUACAAGCCUCAGCACCUGCUGGACUUCGAGGACCGCCUUCCCAGCUCGGCCCACGGCUCCGACAGCCUGUCCCUCAACUCCUUCAACUCCGUCACCUCCACCAACCUGGAGUGGGACGACAGUGCGAUCGCCCCGUCCAGUGAGGAUUAUGAUUUUGGAGAUGUGUUUCCAGCAGUGCCGUCUGUACCCAGCACAGACUGGGAAGAUGGGGACCUCACAGACACCGUCAGUGGGCCCCGCUCCACUGCCUCCGACCUGACCAGCAGCAAGGCUUCCACCAAGAGUCCCACCCAGCGCCACAACCCCUUCAAUGAGGAGCAGGCAGAGGCCGUCUCCUCCUCCGACACCACCCCUGUGCACACCGCCUCUCAGGGGAAGGAACCGCACCCCCCGGAGCUGCUGGACGCCGGCACGGAGCUCGAGGUCAUCAGAACGCAGCUAGCUGCACUGCAGGACCUGCUCAGGGGCCUCUGGCUGCUGCCAUCUGUGCCUCCUCGGGCUGGUCCCUGCCUCUGCCAGCCAUGGGGGAGACCUCAGGGGCCCAGCCGCUGCUGCCCCCAGCCAGGACCCUGCACCCAGCACUGCCCGGGACCACUGAAGCUCUGGCCAUGCCCUCAGAGGGUCACCAAGAAAAAGAAAGCUGGCAAGAAGAAGAAGACCAGAUCAGAUGAGGAAGCCAGUCCACUUCGCCCAGCCUCCGCCCAGCACACGGGUGCCAGGAGGGGGGAUGGCGACAGCCGGGUCAGCAGCCCAGGCCUUGGGCGGGGCUCACCAGACACCACCUUGGCUUCCCCCCAGGAGAAGGGAGAGGGGCCCAGCAGCGCCGCUGAGAGCAGCGAGCGCUCAGAGCCCAGCCAGAUGGGCCUGCUCAUCCCUGAAAUGAAGGACACCUCUAUGGAGCGCGUGGGGCAGCCCCUGAGUAAAGUCAUCGACCAGCUCAACGGGCAGCUGGACCCUCGCACCUGGUGCUCCCACGGCGAGCCCCCAGACCAGCCCUUUCGGACCGGCUCUCCGGGGGACACCCCGGAGAGACCGCCGUUUUGUGACUUUAGUGAGGGGCUUCCGGCCCCAAUGGACUUCUACCGCUUUACCGUCGAGAGUCCAAGCACUGUUACAUCAGGUGGCGGCCACCAUGACCCUGCAGGGCCUAGCCAACCGCUGCAUGUUCCUGGUGGCCCUGCGGCUGCUGGCCAAGAAGAAGAGGGAGGAGGAGGAGGAGAGGGACAGGCGCCUCCGCCCCUAGGGGCCACCCUGGGGGAGGCUCAGGAGCCAGAGACCCGGGCACCGGAGACCCAGGUGCCCCCCGUCAAGGAGGGGCCUGGGCCUGAGCCAGAGUCUGGGACCCAGGAGGCUCUUUGCCAGCUCAAGCGAGACCAGCCCAGCCCCUGUCUGAGCAGUGCGGAGGACUCUGGGGUGGAGGAGGGGCAGGGGAGCCCUUCUGAGAUGUCCCACUCGGCAGAGUUCAGAGUGGACAACAAUCACUUACUCCUGCUGAUGAUCCACGUGUUUCGAGAAAACGAAGAGCAGCUCUUCAAAAUGAUCCGGAUGAGCACGGGGCACAUGGAGGGCACCCUGCAGCUGCUGUACGUGCUGCUCACCGACUGCUACGUCUACCUGCUCCGGAAAGGGGCCACAGAGAAGCCAUACCUGGUGGAAGAGGCCGUCUCGUACAAUGAGCUUGACUACGUGUCGCCUGGCCCUCAGUCUGGCUGUGGCUGCUCUUCUGGCAGCGGCCAGGCCCGUGUGCAUGGGAGGUGUGGUCUCUGGCAGGUGGGCCUGGACCAGCAGGCGGUGAGGCUGGUGUGCACCAACCGCAGGAAGCAGUUUCUGCUGGACACGGCCGACGCGGCUCUGGCUGAGUUCUUUUUGGCUUCUUUGAAGUCGGCCAUGAUCAAAGGCUGUCGGGAACCCCCGUACCCCAGCAUCCUGACCGAUGCCACCAUGGAGAAGCUGGCACUGGCCAAGUUCGUGGCCCAGGAAUCUAAGUGUGAGGCAGCCGCUGUGACCGUGCGCUUCUAUGGGCUGGUGCACUGGGAGGACCCCACUGACGAGUCCCUGGGCCCCGUCCCCUGCCACUGCUCACCCCCCGAGGGCGCCAUCACCAAGGAGGGCAUGCUGCAUUACAAGGCGGGCACCUCCUACCUGGGCAAGGAGCUGUGGAAGACCUGCUUCGUGGUGCUCAGCAACGGGAUCCUCUACCAGUACCCCGACCGCACCGAUGUCAUCCCCCUGCUCUCGGUGAACAUGGGGGGGGAGCAGUGCGGUGGCUGUCGGAGGUCCAACACCACGGAUCGGCCCCACGCCUUCCAGGUCAUCCUUGCCGACCGGCCCUGCCUGGAGCUGAGCGCCGAGAGCGAGGCUGAGAUGGCCGACUGGAUGCAACACCUCUGCCAGGCCGUGUCCAAAGGGGUCAUCCCCCAGGGGGUGCCUCCCAGCCCCUGCAUCCCCUGCUGCCUGGUGAUCACCGAUGACCGCCUUUUCACCUGCCACGAGGAUUGCCAGACCAGCUUCUUCCGCUCCCUGGGCACAGCCGCGCUGGCCGACAUCAGCGCCGUCUCCACGGAACCGGGCAGGGAGUACUGUGUCUUGGAGUUCUCCCGGGACGGCCAGCAGCCCCUCCCCCCCUGGGUCAUCUACCUGAGCUGCACAUCUGAACUGGACCGAUUCCUGUCUGCACUGAACUCUGGGUGGAGAACCAUCUACCAGGUGGACCUCCCCCACAAGGCCAUCCAGGAGGCCUCCCACAAGAAGUUCGAGGAUGCCCUGAGCCUCAUCCACAGCGCGUGGCAGCGCAGCGACAGCCUCUGCCGCGGCAGAGCCUCCAGGGACCCCUGGUGCUGAGGCAGAGCUGGCCGGUGUCCUGGCGGGCAGGACAGGAAGGCGCGCGGGGCACACACGGUCACCACAGCGGUGGCGCGCUGCUCGGGGCCAGGCCUCCACCCGUUCCACAGCCCACUUCCACCCCGGGCGGUAGAACCAGUGGGCGGGGCCUGAGACAGGGUCUGUCCCUCCCUGUGAUCCAGAGUGGGUGCGGAACACCCUGGGCACCUGCCCAGCAGGUGGGCACUGGGAAUGCCAGGGGCAGAGGUCUGAGCCCUAUGGGCUCUGUAGUUGCACAGCCUCCUCCCAGGGCCACGUCUCAGCCCACGCCAUCUCUUUAGGAUGGCGAUGGGAAUAAUAUCGACCCUGAGGGAGCAGAAGGAUGGGGGGGGGGGGGGCAGAUCCCCUCUUCCUCUCCGGCCCGGAGUGUCUGGCCAUCCUGUUCAUUUUUGAACGUAUACCCGGCCGUGCAGGGAAGCGGAACACUGAGGUCUUAGUGCAUGUCAUCUCCUCACUAACCCGUCCCACGAGCACUGCUACCUGCCUUCCAGGGCGGGGCCGGGGAGGACUGGCCCUCCCUGGCUGCCAGGAGGCCCUGCAUGUCCGUGGGCCCCUGCCCUUGCCUCUCCCUGAACCUGGCAGUGCCGUGGACCAGGAAUCGGGCUGUGUCCUUGCACCGGAAGCAGAGGGGAGGGAGGCGGGCAUGGAGCGGGGCAGAGCCCACCAGCCUGGGGUCCACGUUGGAGCCUCCUGACUGUCCUGCUUGGCGAGAGCCAGGCUCUUCCCAAGAGCUUGUCAAGGGCCCUCUUGGGGAAAGAGUCGGGUCUGGGUUUUGUUUUUUAAAAUAAAAUAGAUGUUAUAUUGCCAA